Amphimedon queenslandica is the source of this 591-nucleotide messenger RNA. RefSeq lists its product as uncharacterized. Bases 1 to 591 code for a protein of 196 amino acids. The record is from RefSeq and is a predicted model, not a curated record. Gene Ontology annotation, molecular function: nucleic acid binding. The transcript has a single exon. Gene Ontology annotation, biological process: DNA integration. Lineage: Eukaryota; Metazoa; Porifera; Demospongiae; Haplosclerida; Niphatidae.
AUGGCUGUUUACUCCAAGGGUCUCGAGUGGUUAGUAUCUAUGGUUAUACCUCCUCAGGGUCGUCCCUCUAUACUAUCCCAACGUCAUGAUACACACCCAGGCAUCAGUCGAAUGAAGAAUCUUGCUCAAGCUUAUGUGUGGUGGCCAGGCUUAGAUAAAGACACUAAAGACAAAGUGAAAGAAUGUGUUACUUGCCAGAUUUCUCGUCCUACUCCACCACAAGCUCCAGUUCAUCCCUGGGAAUGUCCAUUUUCUCCAUGGGCUAGGAUCCAUAUAGAUCAUGCUGGUCCUUUUAUGGGGAAAACAUUUCUCAUUAUUAUUGACACACAUUCCAGAUGGCUAGAAGUAGAGAUUGUCAGUUCUACAUCAGCUGAAGUCACUAUUCAGGUUCUAAGGAAGCUGUUUGCUAUGCAUGAAUUGCCUGAACAAUUAGUCUCAGACAAUGGAACAGCUUUUACUAGUCAUCAGUUUAAAGAAUUUAUGAGUAAGAAUGGUAUCUGUCACUCCCUAACUUCCCCAUAUCAUCCUCGUUCAAAUGGUCUGGCAGAACAAGCUGUUCAGAUAACUUUGAUAUUACAAAGUUAUCUUUGA